Molecule: messenger RNA, 2388 nt
Organism: Purpureocillium takamizusanense
Lineage: Eukaryota; Fungi; Ascomycota; Sordariomycetes; Hypocreales; Ophiocordycipitaceae
Gene: TIF3
Product: Eukaryotic translation initiation factor 4B
Exons: 7
Coding region: 209-1927 (572 amino acids)
Molecular function (GO): RNA binding
Source: RefSeq, a predicted model, not a curated record
GCAAAUUUCGACUCGUCAACCCCAGACACCGGCAACGCUCGUCGGGGUCCCACGGAAACAAACAAACAACACCACGCAACACGCCUCGGGCCGCAUCACCGCCGUCCGAUCCUCAUCUCAUCACCACUCGAGGCCCGAGCCUCUCCACGCCGCGUCCGUCUACGCGCACCGUUCCCGUUGCGCGUAGCCGCCGAGCCAAGCCGCAAUCAUGGCUCCCAAGAAGAAGGAACAGCAGAAGAUGUCCCUGGGGGACUUUCUGACUGAUUCAGGAUUCGGAGGAGGCUCCUGGGCCGAUGAGGUUGAAGAAACCUAUGUCACCGGCACCCAGCCGCUCCCUCCUAGCGACCGAUUUCGCCCUGGCGGUGGAAGUGGCUUGUCGUCUUGGCAGGACCGAGGCUAUUCCGUUCGCGAGAGGUCCCCGGCCCGGAUUCCGGACAAGCCUCCCUUCACCGCUCAUCUCGGCAAUCUGUCCUACGAUGCCACGAACGAUACUGUCGGCGAGUUCUUUGAGGGCUGCGAGAUCGUCAGCGUCCGCAUCAUCGAGGAUCGCGAGCUUAUGCGCCCCAAGGGCUUUGGAUAUGUCGAGUUUGCCAACGUCGACGGCCUCAAGAAGGCACUGGAGCUCGACGGAGAAUCAUUCCAGGGACGAAUGAUCAAGAUCAAGGUCGCUGAUCCUCCUCGUGGCGGUGACAGCCGCGGUGGAGACUCUAUGCGCGACCUCAGCGACUGGACUCGCAAGGGCCCCCUUCCCGACCUUCCUGGCCGCAGCGGCGGUGGCGGUCGCCAGAUGUCUGACUUUGGCGAGCGCCGUCCCCGUGACCCCGCCUUCGAGGGCCGUCCCGAGCGCCCGGCCGCCCGCGAGCUGAACUGGGAACGCAGAGGACCGCUCGCCCCCCUGGCGCAGGAAGCUCCGGCACCCGGCGACUCGAGCACCGGCCCUGAAGGCCUCGGCGAGCGCGGCGGCUCGCAUCGCGGCCCCCGUGGCGGUGCGGGCACCUGGGGCGAGGGCCGUCAGGAGGGCUCCCGUCCUCCCCGACGCGAGCUGCCCGAGCAGCGCGAGCGUGUCGUGACGGCUGCCGAGAAGGACAUGCAGUGGCGCGAUCGCAUGCGUCCGGACGCCGCCAAGCCCGAGGGCACCUCCCGCGACGGCAGCGAGGCUCCUCCCUCGCCUGCCCUGUCCAACGCCGCCCCCGUGGCCCCAGCUGGACGGCCCCGUCUGAACCUGCAGAAGAGAACGGUGUCGGAAGCCACGGAUGCUGUCGCCACCCCUUCUGGUGACUCCAAGGCCAGCCCCUUUGGCGCUGCCCGCCCCAUCGACACGGCCACCCGCGAAAAGGAGAUUGAGGAGAAGCGACAGCAGGCGCUGCGGGAGAAGCGCGAGGCCGACGAGAAGGCCAAGGAGGAGCGUCGUUUGGCCAAGCAGGCGGCGGCGGCCAAGGCCGAGGCCGAGCAGGGUGAAGCCGCAGCGGCGGAGGAGGCGCCCAAGGAGGGCGAGGAGAAGACUGCCACGGAGAGCAAGGCGGAGGAGACGGCGGAGCCGGCCGAAAACCAGAACGGAGCGUCGGGCGAGACCAAGGUGCCGAUCCGGACCCGCGAACCCCGCGAGCCCCGUGAGCCCCGUGAGCCCCGUGAGCCCCGCGAGCCCCGCGAGCCCAAGGAGUCUGUGUCCAACGUCAAGUCGAGAGCGGCAGAGGCCGGCAGCUGGCGAUCUGCAUCCAACGAGCAGCGCCGCGGACCGCCCAGCGGACCUCGUGGCGGACGUGGCGGCGGCGCCCCUCGCGGAGGACGCGGAGAGGUGCGCAGCCCGCGGGCCAACGGCUCGGCGGCGGCCUCGCCCGACGCGGAGGCGCCCCCGACGACGGAUGAGGAUGGAUGGACCACAGUACCGAACAAGAAGGGACGACAGGGCCGUCCCGUGGCGUCUUGAGCAUUUAAAAGCAACGGAAAAGAGAUUGUACAUUUAGUCCCCGUUCGUCUUAUUUUCGGUUUACGACUAUAGAUGCCGUCGCAAGAUGCCCGCCGGCCCGCCUCGAAGCAGCAGCAGCAGCAGCAGCAGCGGCUAUCCCGACCACCGUGGUGUCGUCGUGUUGGCUGCCUUUUGACACAGCCGGACAUGGGUGUUUAAAUUUGUUGAAGCAGGCGACAUACACGGCAGGCGACGCCUCCCCUUCCCUCUCCAUUGACACACGACGGCCGAGGACACGGGACAUGAUGCUGUUUGGGCGCGGCGGAGGGCGGCGGACGGGAUGUUGCGCGGUGGGAACCGGCGCGCGGGAUGAUAAUGGGGCUUUAGGUACGGACUCUUUGACUGAUGUGGCGUGGACUCACGAUGGGUUUGUUCUACGUACUUGGAAGUGUCGAUUGAUUUGUUUCAUUGUCUGAUGGGCG